CUGUUAGAUUCUGGUUGGCUAAGGAGCGGUCGUUUUCAAUCUGUUUCUAGCCGGCUUCACUGGUUUAUAGCGUUGCAAUACGGAAAUAAUCCUCAGACCCAGGUGCUGCACCUUUGAAUCAGGUAUUCGUCCACAAACAAAAGCUGCCCAGUAACAGCGCAUCAUAAUUACAGUAAAAAAGUGAAAUAUGGCACAAGCAGGACCAGUCGUUACCUCUAGUAGCAGCCCUGAACACAAUAAGAAGCGGAGAGUAGCUCUCAUCACGGGCAUAACUGGACAGGAUGGCUCUUACUUGGCGGAAUUCCUACUGGAAAAGGGCUAUCAGGUACAUGGGAUUGUACGACGAUCCAGUUCUUUUAAUACUGGGAGGAUUGAGCAUCUAUAUAAAAACCCACAAACACACACUGAAGGGAAUAUGAGACUGCACUACGGGGAUCUUACUGACAGCACCUGCUUAGUGAAGAUUAUUAAUGAAGUGAAGCCUACAGAAAUCUAUAACCUUGGAGCACAGAGUCAUGUCAAAAUUUCUUUUGAGCUGGCAGAAUACACUGCAGAUGUGGAUGGUCUUGGUACCUUACGUAUCCUAGAUGCUGUUAAAACUUGUGGCCUUAUAGAACAAGUGAAAUUAUAUCAGGCUUCCACUAGUGAGCUGUAUGGGAAAGUUCAAGAAAUUCCUCAGAAGGAGACUACUCCUUUCUAUCCCAGAUCCCCUUAUGGAGUAGCCAAGAUGUAUGCUUACUGGAUUAUUGUGAAUUUUAGGGAAGCCUACAACAUGUUUGCGGUUAAUGGCAUUCUCUUUAACCACGAGAGCCCAAGAAGAGGAGCUAAUUUUGUGACUCGAAAAAUCAGCAGAUCAGUGGCCAAGAUUCACCUCGGACAGCAGGAUUGUUUCACAUUAGGUAAUCUUGACGCAAAGAGAGACUGGGGUCAUGCAAAAGACUAUGUUAAGGCCAUGUGGUUGAUGUUGCAACAAGAAGAGCCUGAAGACUUUGUCAUCUCUACCGGUGAGGUCCAUAGUGUUCGAGAAUUUGUGGAAAAAUCAUUCAAACAUAUUGGAAAAACUAUUGUGUGGGAAGGGAAACAUGAAAAUGAAGUGGGCCGUUGUAAAGAGACUGGUCAGAUUCAUGUGAGGGUUGAUCCUAGAUACUACAGGCCUACUGAAGUGGACUUUCUACAAGGAGACUGCACCAAAGCAAAGAAGAAAUUGGGCUGGAGUAUCCAAGUUACUUUUGAUGAACUAGUAAGAGAGAUGGUGACUGCUGAUAUCGAGCUGAUGAGAAACAAUCCCAAUGCCUAAAUUGUCAAGCUUCUUGUAUCUUUUCCUGAUGCCAAACAUUUAAUGAUAUGCUGUAGACGGGUGAAACUAUUUCUGUACAGUAGUUGCAAAUAAUGAUUAUUUUGAUAUAUAGUGACUAUAAAAUUACAUUUAACCUUAUUUUUUUAUUAAUGCAGGCAAUGAAUUUACAUUUUUGUUGAUUUAUAUAAUUUUAAAUGCUGGUAUAUGGGCUAGGGCAGUAUGAAGUUUUAAUACAGACUCCAUUUAUUACUGUAUUCAUGAAAAAAAUGUUUCAGUGCUGCACUUUGGGUCUUUGGAUGAUAGUGAUAUGUUUUUAAAUUAUUAAUAAAAUUUUUAAAUGCA
Protopterus annectens (West African lungfish) is the source of this 1639-nucleotide messenger RNA. It is a transcript of the gene GMDS, whose product is annotated as GDP-mannose 4,6-dehydratase. Bases 188 to 1297 code for a protein of 369 amino acids. Gene Ontology annotation, biological process: GDP-mannose metabolic process. Gene Ontology annotation, molecular function: GDP-mannose 4,6-dehydratase activity. The transcript has 11 exons. The record is from RefSeq and is a predicted model, not a curated record. Lineage: Eukaryota; Metazoa; Chordata; Ceratodontiformes; Protopteridae.